AUGAAAUAGAAUUAAUACAAAAACUUGAAGAUAUAGUUAGAAAACAAAAAUGAAAUCACACUUAAGCAAGAAAUAGGUUCCGGUUCGUUUUCAAAUGUUUAUCUGACAUCUAAUUCAAGUUAUGUUGCAAAAGUUAUGAAUUUAAAUUAUGUACCAUCUCAAAGGUCUUUUAUAAAUGAAAGAAAAUACUACUAAGAAUUAGGUUAGCACUCCAAUAUAGUUUAAUACUUGGGAAGUUAAGAGCUGUAAGGAGGUUCUUUAGGAGUCUUAGUUAUUGAAAACUGUCCUAAAGGAUCUCUUGUAGACAUCAUGUCUAUGACACCUAAGAAUCAAUUAUCUGAAUAGUAAAUUCUCAGAGUUAUAUAUGAAGUAGCAUAGGGUCUAAGCCAUAUACAUAAAAGAAAGCUUAUUCACAGAGAUAUUAAAAUAGAAAACAUAUUAUAUUCAGAGGAAAAUCGUUUUAAAAUUUGUGAUUUUGGAUCUGUGACAAAUAAUUUAGUUCCAAAAAUAAGUAAAUGCAAUAUACAAGAUAUAAAGGAAGAGAUGGACAGAAAUACUACUCCAAUGUAUAGAGCACCUGAAAUCUUAGAUCCACAUAUAUUCCCUGAUUAUCCCAUCAACGAGAAAAUAGAUAUUUUUGCAUUAGGAGUUUUAGCAUAUAUACUGUGUUUUAAAAAACCUCCUUUUGACUCAAUAUUGGGAGCUAUCAGUGGUAGUUGUUUAUGGCCAGAGUUUCCAAUAACCUCCGACGAGUUUCAUAAUUUUAUAAUGAGGAUGCUGUCCAUAAAUCCUGCCGAUAGACCUUCUGCUAAUGAGAUAAUAUAAAUAAUUACCAAGGACUUAAAAUUUGAAUAUAAAUAAGAUGGCAUGAUCGACCCAUACAUAUUUACAAAAUAAGCUUAAAAGGAAGCAAAAGCGAGCUGGCUUUAAAUCAUCAAUGCGAAAUUUAUAGGGGCAUUUUUCGAUACUCAGGGAUGGAUUAAAGGAGCUUUGUAGUAUGAUGAGUAUGGUCCCAAGUAGAAAUAUGUUAGAAAACUCCUUUUGAAGGCAUGGAAAAAAAGGCCUAAAACUGAUAAGUUUUAUAUGCUGCUAUACAAUCAUUGGAAAGAGCACAGAAGCAAUACAAUUAUAAAUUUAAAAAUAUUGAUUCUUUUGCAUAAUUAUUUUAAGAAAGGUCCUCCUGAAGCAAUAAAAAAUCCUGUUGAUAGGAAGAUCAGUCCUGAAAAAAUUUUAGAUGAUAUUCAAUAAAAUUGGUAGAAAAUCAUUCUUGAUGGAGAACUUGUCAAGCCUAAAGACUAAAAAAGAAGUUAAUACACCUGCAACCUUAUUGUUAAUUUAACGAAAUUUCUAUAGACUAAACUUUUGCUAAACUAAAAAUACAGCUAAUAUUUUGAAGGAAAUUUUUCAUUAAAUCCAUUUUUGGAGAGUGCAAAAAAGAAAUUCAAGCCAUUAGAUCCAUUAUUACUCCCUGAUUUGAUUGAAUAUCUUGCAGUGAUUUUAAAAUUUGUUAAUGUUAAUCUAUUGCAUUAGUGCUAACUUUGGAAUAUAUAAGCAACUAUCUCUUUGUCUAUGCUAGAUGAAAUAUACUGCCUCUUAUGCCUCACAAUACACCUUUAUAAAACUUUCAAAAUAUCAACAAACUUCGAGUCUCAUAAAUUUGAUGAAAACGACAUUAGAUAAUUUAUUAAAGCUCAAGAUAUCAACUUAGAAAAAAUAUACAAAUAAGCUUAGCUAUAUUUUUAAAGAUGUUCUUUAAUCACUGAAACUAAACUUCCUAUAGCAACUAUGAUUCCUAAGCUUCCAAAUAAUGUCAUAGAAUAUAUAAAAUAAAUAGAAAUUUUGACAAACAGUGAGCCUGAAUUCAAAAUUUUUGAGCAUCUCAACUAUAAAUAAAAUAUAUAUGGAAUUAAAUUACCUCUGAGCUAUGGCCCAGGAGUUAUUGAUGCUAUUAAAUAAACAGAAAAAUAAUUUGAAAAUGGUAACGUAUCUUCUGUGAAUGCUAUAUCUUCAAAAUAAUAUGAUUCAAAGAGAUCUCCUCAUCAAUAAUAAUUUGAAAACACAAAUUAAAUAACAGUUUCUAACUAAUCGUAACACAAUUAGAGAGCUCACAGUGCUAAUCCAUAAAAAAAUAAAUAAGGUACCUUAGAUUCAGAUGAUUAAAGUGAUGAAGGAGAAUUUAUGAAAGAAUACUAAUAAAAGAUGAGCAAAGCAAUAAAAAGUAGUAAUGAUCAAACUAAAAAUGAAUAUAUAUUUGCUAAAAAACCAGCUAAUAGUAAUGCAUAGCUUCCAGUACACAAAAGCAACAAGCCUUUUAUUCCAAAUCCUUAUUCAAUAAAUGGAAUGGAUAAGUAAUUCCUUGCUUAAGAAAAAAAUUAAAUUAACAGUUUUCCAAACUCUUAAAAGCAUGAUUUUUGGGCCUAACCACAGUAAGCUAAUUAAGAAGUUAUUAAUUUAUUUGAGUAAUUUUAAAACAAUUUACCGAAUGGACAGGCUAUACAAAAUUAAAGUAACUAAAAUGAAGACAUGUUUAAUUAAUUUACAUUUUGGGAUCCUUCACAUCCAAUGCUAGUUGGCUAUUAAAAAGAAAAAGAUGAAAAAUAUGUCGAUAACUCAAAGGGUUAAGGAUUCUUUGAAGCAAAUGAUUUAAACAGAUCAGUUAUUAAAGAUAACAACAAGUGCUAAGAUUUGAUAGAUUUAAAUAUAUUUGAUGAGUAAAUUAAUAUAGAUUUAUUAAAACUUCCUUCAUAAUAGCCACAUGUUACUCAACCAAUAAACAGCAAUCCUUUUGAUUUUUGGUCUAAUAUCAACAAUAAUCUGAUUUAAAAUUUAGAACAAAUGUAAAAAAAUGGCUAAAAUACAAAUUAAAAUAAUGAAGAUCCAAAUAAUAAAUACAAUAACUUUCAAGUAAAUAAUAUGAAUAAUUAGUAAGCAAUAAACAAUCAAAAUGGAUAUCAAAUUAAUAAUUAAAAUAAUUAACAGAUAAACAAUUACCAAGUAAAUAAUUAUCAAUUGAGUAAUUAGAAUAAUUCUCAAGGAAAUAAUUAGAAUAAUUAUAAUUAUCAAUAAUACAAUUAAAAUAACUAUUAAAUAAAUAACUAAAAUAAUUAUUAACUUGAAUAAAAAAAUGUAAAGGCUGAUGACAUUUUUAAUGACUUUGGGUAAUAAAAUAAUGUUUAUGACUACACAAAUGCAAAUAUUAAUAUUAAAUAAAAUUUAUAGAAUAACUUCUAUAUGAAUCAGUAAUAGGUAAAUUAGCUUGAUAACUUUCUUUAAAAUGAGCAAAAUUAAUAAAAAUAAUAGAACCAAUAAAUAUAUAAUUAGAAUUUUUAUAAUUAAAUUUAUGAUUAAUAAAACUAAAUAGGUUAAGGUAAUGUAAAUUAAUAAAAUGAUUUUAAUAAUAAUUAAUUGUAAAACUAAAACUUAACCAAUUAAUAAUUUUAGUAAUAAAUAUAAAACUAAUUAUAAAUGAUUUAUCAACAAUAAUUGUCGAAUAUGCAAGAGUAAUAAUAUAUAUAAAUCAACAAUCCUUUCUUGAACAAAAUCAAUUAAAAUAAUGUAAUUUAAAUAAAUACUUCUCCUAGAAUGUCUCCACCUAAGUAAUUUUAAGAUGAAUCAAUUUAAAAUCCUACUUCUUAUCAAAAUAAAGAAGAAUAGUUAUUAGAUUAAAAAUUACAGCUAUAAAAUCAGAUAAUCUUAUAAUAGUAAUAAGAAUAACCUUAAACACAAAGAAGAAGUAAGAAAUUAAUAGGGGCUGAGGAUAGUAAUGAUGAAGAAAAGCAAAAUAAAAAAGAAGCCCUCUAAAGGUUAGGUAGUGAAAAUAUUCCUGAUGAUGACUGUGAAGCAUUGCGCCCUUUAGAUAGCUUUUUAGGUUAACAAAAAGCUAUGGAUCCUAGCCAACAAAUGAGAAAGAGUAUAUCACCAUUUAAAUCAAAUAAAAAUCAUUUAAAGUUUUAAAAUGAAACUGAACAUGAAAAAGUUGAAAAAGAUUUAGAAUAAUUAAAAUUAGAACAGUGUCAAAGUAAGAUAAGAAAACACCCAGAGUUAGUAAACUAUAUUAAACAUGAAGUAAGCAGUGAAUUUUUUGAUUUUAUUGUUGAUUUUUCUGAAAUUAAGAUGGGAAACAAAAUUGGAAGCGGUAAUAGUUGUGAAGUUUAUAAAGGAAGGUGUAAAAAUAAGGAUGUAGCAAUUAAAGUUAUUAAGCUUGAUAAUUCUGAUGAAUUACAUUUAAAAGAAUUUUAAAGAGAAAUAUAGGCUCUUAUAAAGCUCAAAAACCAUGAAAACUUACUUUAAUUAGUCGCAAUUUCCUCUUAUGAUAAUAAUUUUUAUAUCAUUACAGAGUUUUGUGAAGGAGGAACAUUAUUUGAGCUGCUUCACAAGAAAAAAUAGUAAAUUAAAAUGAUAAAAUGGGAUCACCGAAUUCGUUGGCUCAAAGAUCUUGCUAAAGGAAUGCUUUAUCUCCAUUAAAACAACCUUAUUCAUAGAGAUCUCAAGUCUCUAAAUUUACUCUUUGACAAGCCAUAUGACCCAAAUAGCGAUAACAUACCAACUAUGAAAAUAGCUGAUUUUGGCUUAACUCGUGUAGGAAGUAGCUAAGCUGUACCUUUCUAAUCAGGUGCUCUUGGAACUUUCCAUUGGAUGGCACCUGAAACAAUGAGAAAUCAACCUGUUUCAACACAAGCUGAUGUUUAUUCAUUUGCAAUUGUAAUGUACGAGUUAGCUUCAAGGGAAACUCCUUUCAAAGAAAAAGGAAAUGUUGCUGCAAUAAUAAAAUAUGUCUCUGAAGAAAAAGGUCGUCCGAAUUUGCAAAAGCUACAUUUUGAUACUCCUUAAUUUAUAAUAAAACUGAUGAUAAAGUGUUGGGAUGAAAAUCCCAAAAAAAGACCUAAGUUUGAUUAGAUAAUACAAGUAUUAGAAAAUCCUACCUUAAUGAACUAACUAGCUGACUGA
This is a messenger RNA of Tetrahymena thermophila SB210, 4947 nucleotides long. RefSeq names its product tyrosine kinase domain protein. NCBI's taxonomy places the organism in Eukaryota, Ciliophora, Oligohymenophorea, Hymenostomatida, Tetrahymenidae. The record is from RefSeq and is a predicted model, not a curated record. The transcript has 7 exons. Gene Ontology annotation, molecular function: protein kinase activity; ATP binding. Gene Ontology annotation, biological process: protein phosphorylation.